GGAUUUUUUCCGUUCUGCUUAAUUUAUAAGCAAAAGUGAGCAGCGUUCCAAACGAACUGCUGUGGUUUAAAAUUAAUCAAUUAAAACACAAACUUAAAAUUAAAAACGGAUUAUACCCGAUGAUAAUGCCAUUAAAAGAACUUCCUGUUACGAUGGUUCAUAUGUGUUGAAACUAGCACCCUGCAACAAAUGUUUUGGGGAGAAAAGAACAAAAACAAUCAAGCGGUCGAUAAAUAAAUAUUGAACACGUACUUUUCUUAUGAAAAAUACACCUCAUUCUGCAUAUAACCACAUAUGUGCGAAAAAGGCUUAGAGUUUGUCGUUUUGAGAGUAUACUAAGUCAAAUAUUAUAUUUCACCUUGUAUGGUUGAUUUAACAACUCGGUUUGUACAAUAUCAAUACCUUUGAUACAUUUCGUGAUAUAUAGAACUUGCUAGCUCUGUUUGAAUCGAAAGAGGCAUUUUUAACAAGAGUCGAAAAACAACAACAGCAAUAUUACAAACGGAAUUUCUUAUACAUUGCACGUAUAUCUGUAUGUAUAUAUUUAAAAUUAAUAAGUUUGAAAUAACAUAUAUUUAGAGGUGAAAAAAAAAGAAAAAGAAAAAAAGAAAAAAAGAAAACCGAGCGAGCCGCAAUUAUAUACAUACAGAUAUUACAUAACUCCCCGUCAUACAUCUACAAUCUACAAGGAUUACAACAAGGAUCAUAUAACAUGAAGCAUAAUUCAUAGGAAUAUUAUGUAAAAAUUGAAAAUAAAUGAACAAAGAAAAAAAAAAAGAAAAAAAAAAGAAAGCUUAAGAAGAACAAUUUUGAAUACAAUAGAAGAGGAGAAGAGAACUUAAACUUAAACUUAAAAUAAUGAGUGUUAUAAUACGUUUACAAAACUUGCCGUGGUCGGCAAAUGCUUUGGAUAUACGGCAAUUUUUCAAAGGUCUCUCGAUACCAGAUGGUGGCGUUCACAUUGUCGGCGGAGAAAUGGGCGAUGCUUUUAUCGCAUUCAGCACUGAUGAGGACGCACGGCUGGCAAUGAUGCGUGAUCGUGAACUUAUAAAUGGUGUGCAAGUUCGCCUAUUAUUGUCUUCGCGUGCUGAAAUGCAAAAGGUUAUUGAAACAGCACGUCAGCAAUCAUUGUUAGCUCUUAAGAGUGCGGGCGCAGUCAUUACACCAAAAGUAAAUACGCCUUCAGUACAAACAGUUACAGCAACUGUAGCAACUACCGCACCGAUCCCACCUCAACCACCCGUGAUUACCGCUAGUAGUUUUCAAAGCAUCCUUUCGACAUCAUCGUUUUUAGCGUAUCAACAGCAAGCGGGAAUUAAGCUAGCGCCUGAUCCGAUUAAUAAACAUCCAGAUGAAUCAGUGGCUACUGUGCAACAUAAUACAGUAGAAACGAAUCCCACCAGAGAGCGUCGCCGAUCAAGUUCCAGAGACCGCAGACGGUCACGGUCCCGAUCAAGGGAACGUAGUUCGGGCAGACGUCGACGUGAACAAAGUCGUUCCCGGUCUCGAGAACGUGAAUGGAGAAGCAGCAGACGAUCUCGUAGAUCUCGCAGCAGAGAACGCAGUCGUGAUCGUAGCCGCGAACGUAGCCGCGAUAAAAGUCGCGACCGCUCCCGUAGCUUACGCAGCAGCCGUGAUUACGAUCGGGAAACGCGAUCUACUAGCGCUCGUGUUUCCGACCUCGAAAGUAAACCAAAACAGCCACACAUCUCGCCAUGGAGCAUUCCUUUAACGAACACAUAUCAAAAUAAUUACAGCGUGGAAGCGACCAAUUCUCUAGGCAAUCUCUCUCAGCUAAAUCAGACCACUAAUAUUGGUAGUGCGUCAAGCACAGAGCAAAAUUUAAGUAAAUCCAUUGAUAAUUUAAGCAGCACACUACAGGCCAAUGCUACGACCACUUGUUUAACAGCAUUUCAAAACUGCACCACAGACGAAUCAAGAACGAAAUUAUCGUCAAAUAACAAUAAUUACAGUUUAAGUAAUUUCCUGACUGGUUCCAAUACUACUGAUGUUUUUAAAAGCUUUUCACUGCAAAAUCCCUAUACGACGCUAAGUACAAGUACGGCCCAAGAUCCAUUGAAAAGUUCGGUUACGGCCGUAACGACAAAAAGCUCCACAAUUCCGGGAAUUUUUGUUGAGAAGAAGUCGGAAGUUAACGCGCCAGCGACAAAUAUAUUUCCAACCGUUGUGACCUCCGGCAGUUUACCUCAGGAACCAAUUACCUUCGCGAGCACGAAUCCGUACGAGAAAAUGUAUCCGACAUUAUUUGCGCAAGCAGCAGCCCUAAACAGCGGCCAAAAGUUGCAAACAAAUACAAAUGUGCAAACUACGAUAGCAGAAUCAAAUCCACUGCCCAUUGGUGAUAAUAAACACAAAGAAGUCGCUACAACCUGUAUCAAAAUAACGAAUAUGUGUGGGAGCACUACUUAUAGCGAUUUGCGAAAAUUUUUCGCAGGUUUCUUUAUACCGCAUAAUGGCAUCAAAAUGAUCAACGAUAAACAUGGUUUACGAAUUGGUGUCGCCUAUGUGCAGUUCUCACGUCAAACUAGUGUUCCAAAAGCUUUAUGCAGAAACAAUACUAUGCUUAAGAAUAAACUUGUCAAUAUUGUAUCCGUUUCUGAGGACGAAUUCGACAAGGCCGAAGAUAGUUACCGUCCAAUGCAACGAGACAAGUCACAUUACAGUGGGGACCAGGAUGGUAGCAAUUAUUCAAAUGAUUCUACGACAGGUAGUACGGGUACGAGUCAGGGGAAAAAUCAACCCUAUAGCGUGCUCUAUAUUGAAGAUAUCCCUUCACUAGCCACCGAACAGGAUAUUAUGAAGAUGUUUAGCUCAUACACUUUGUACGAUAUUCUGCUAAUAUGCAGUCCGGAAAAUAGACGAGAGUAUGUGGCCUAUGUGCGAUUUUCGCGAGAAGAAGACGCGAAGGCAGCUUUUGAAGAUCGAUCAAGGCAUCAGAUUGGUUAUCGGAGAGUGCGUGUACGUCCCGGCGAUUUAGAGGACAUGGAAAGAGCCAAAGAGAAGAUUCGCCUGGCCAAUGAACAACUAAUAAAGGAGGAACAAGCUGCAGCGGAAGAGUUGGCGAAAACAAAAGAAAAAAAUAAGAAUAUAGAGAAUGAAAACAUGAAAGAGGUGGAAAGCAUGGAUUUAACAAGAGAUGAUGACGAUGAUGACAAUAUUCUAGCCGCUCAUCAGCAGCAGAAAACUGAGAAUGAAGGAAAUGACGUUGAAAUGAGCAAUCACCAAAAUCUUGAAAGAACUAAUCCAUCUGAGGAGAAAUACAACAAUUAUGGCGCUGGAAACGAAUAUGACAAAUCGUGCAUAGAUGCCGUAAAUUAUAAUAAGGAAUCAGAUUCUAGUAGCGCUCGAAACGGCGUCCCCAGCCUGUUUGACUUAAAUUUGGACACGCGUAAAGAAGUCAGAGAAAAUGCACCUAACGAUCCACGUUUAAGAAAGCAGCGCGAAUCUACAGAUAAUAUAUCAUGCUCCCAGGGUCAAUCUUCUAACCAAUCAACCAAUAAUAACUUUAAUAAUUUCAAUCCAAGUUUCAAUAGCCAGCAAAAUGCAGGACAAUACUUUUCAAACAGUAUAGAGAAGAAUUUUGUAAUUUUAAAGAAUUGUGAAUACAAUACGCGUAUUAACGACGUAGCUCAGCUAUUUUUGUCGGGAAAUUUGGCUUUAAAGCACGUUGAGCUUUUGCGUAAUGAGCGCCAACUCCCCACAGGAGAGUUUAUUGUAGAGUUUCGUAAAACGCAGGAUGCCGAUGCGGCUGUUAAGAACUUUCAUAACAUACAGUUUCGUAAUCGCGGUUUGCGCGUGUACCCGAUAACACCUCAAGCAAUUGCAGAUCGCUUAGGUAAACCAUUUCUGCAUUAUUUUCCUGGUGGCAAUGGACCACGCAUAAACGAUAGCGGCAACAUAAAUUAUAGUUCGAAUCAAGAUAAUUCCAAUAGUAAUUUCCCGGCAAAUUCAUUGUUUAAUAGCCGGGGUGGAAUAAAUAACGCACGCGGCAGCGGAGGUAAUCCGUUCAGUGGUCCAAUGCGUAAUAUUGGAAGGCAUGAGCUUUCAAAUGAUGGGACAGGUUCAGGCAAUGAAAAUGAAGGUAGUGGUACUGGUAUACCGGAAAAGUUUAAUCGUCCUGGUUGUGUCCUUGCCAUGGAGAAUGUCCCAUAUAAAGCACAAAUCAAAGAUAUUUUAUAUUUCUUCAAUGAAUUCGACUUAACGCCCGAUGACGUUAUACGACGUUUCAACGAUGAUGGUUCACCUACAGGAGACGCGCGUGUAGCAUUUGCCACAGCGGACACAGCAAGAGCAGCAUUUACUUCAAGACGGCGUAAACAAAUUUUUAAACGUACCAUACAUUUAAAAAUUCUUUAAGAAACUCGAUCAUCUCGGAUUAAUGGAUAUAGAUAAAAUGCAUAUACAUUAGGUGGAAGGAUAUCAUUAUCAUAUGCUUGCGUAUUACCAAAAAAACACAAAACUGAUUAUUUUGGCAAAUAAUUCCAAUUUAUUAUCAAAGCUUAAAAUUGUUUCGCUAGCUCCAAAUAAUGCCUACAUUGUUUUAGAUGUAAAAAGUAAAAAGGCUAUCGUCGCCUUACGGCGAAUCUGAUUAUCCUUCACAUAAUGCAGUUUUUAUUUGGAAUGAUGAAUGAGCGCCUUUAAUUAGAAAGGAAGAUUGAUUGGUUGGGGAUCAUUCUUUCAAUGAAAACUUGCAUAAAAGUUGUUUUGGUUUUUUUUUUUUUUUGCAAUGGCGGCUAUAUGUUUUAGACUCAUUUGUAGACAGAGUUG
This is a messenger RNA of Glossina fuscipes, 4788 nucleotides long. RefSeq lists its product as uncharacterized. NCBI's taxonomy places the organism in Eukaryota, Metazoa, Arthropoda, Insecta, Diptera, Glossinidae. Gene Ontology annotation, molecular function: RNA binding. The record is from RefSeq and is a predicted model, not a curated record. Gene Ontology annotation, cellular component: ribonucleoprotein complex; nucleoplasm. Bases 859 to 4377 code for a protein of 1172 amino acids. The transcript is spliced from 3 exons. Gene Ontology annotation, biological process: regulation of RNA splicing.